This is a messenger RNA of Leptidea sinapis, 1064 nucleotides long. Its product is annotated as ommochrome-binding protein-like. The record is from RefSeq and is a predicted model, not a curated record. The coding region runs from base 90 to 977 and encodes 295 amino acids. The transcript is spliced from 2 exons. Lineage: Eukaryota; Metazoa; Arthropoda; Insecta; Lepidoptera; Pieridae.
GUGUGACCACAUAACAGCUUUGUCUAUUGUGAUGGUGACACCACAUAAAAACAGUCUAUUGAAUCCAACGCUCGUGACAAUGUAGGAAAAUGGUGCGAAACAAUGAUAAAGUUUUGCUGGUCAUCGUCAUCAUAACAAUAGCAUCAGUUAUCUCACAAGCAGUAAAUGAGCCAGAAGCCUGCACAGAUUGUUACAAAGUUGAACAGAUAUGCCACACAAUUAAUUACCUCUUUGACUUGGAAGCACCAUUCAGAGAAAGCAUUGUAAUCACAAAACUGGAUGUCCUACGAUCAACGAACACGUUGUUCUUCACAUUUGAACCUAAUGUCACCGAUCGGGAAUACAAAAAAGUUGGAUUUAUCAAUAUAGAUGACCCUAGAAAUACUAGUAUCAUUUCUGGAGGACAUCAAACACUUAAUUUUGGUACAUUUGCUCUAGAUCAAGAUAACAGCCUGGUUUAUUUAGGUGGAAGUGAUGGCAUUUAUGUUUUAGAUACAAAAUCAAAUAGAGUAGCACCUUAUAGUUCAAGAGGCGACACAGUACUUAGUCUAUUCUAUAAGGGACAUGUAUAUUUUGUUAGGUUUGGUGAACAAAAGAUUAUUAAGAAGAAAGGCGAUAAUUUCGAUGUUAUUAUUGAGCAUAUUCCAGUAAAGAAUUUCGUUAUCAAUAAAGAUUAUGAAAUUGUGUUUAUUAGUACGUAUGGUCUGUAUGUAGCUAGACGCGAUGAAACUUAUUGGAUUUCGAAGAAUGCAUAUUUUCGUGGACUUGUCAUAGAUUUAGAUGACAAUGUUUAUGCGUGGUGGAUAGAUGGUAUAUACAAAGUGACCAUCGAAAAGCAACUAGCAAAAUCUCGAGUAGAAAUAGUGGCUAAAAUUGAAGGCUUAAAUGCGCUUACCUUUGAUAAUGAUAAUAAUUUCCUCUUUGCUUCUGGUAAGAGUGUAUAUAGAUUAAUAAAUGCUAAUACCACGAAUUGUUAACAGUUAUAUUGUUUUACAAUACUAAUGUAAUAAUCGUUGUAUUGUUAUUACCAAAACGUAACUAUUACUAAUAAAUAAUUCCGCCUG